Molecule: messenger RNA, 1431 nt
Organism: Hippocampus comes (tiger tail seahorse)
Lineage: Eukaryota; Metazoa; Chordata; Actinopteri; Syngnathiformes; Syngnathidae
Product: 5-hydroxytryptamine receptor 3A
Exons: 6
Coding region: 126-1382 (418 amino acids)
Biological process (GO): monoatomic ion transmembrane transport
Cellular component (GO): membrane
Molecular function (GO): transmembrane signaling receptor activity; extracellular ligand-gated monoatomic ion channel activity
Source: RefSeq, a predicted model, not a curated record
AAAUGUUAAAAGAUACACCAACGUGUGGUAGGCUGUUGUAUUUAUUAUUAUUCUAUGAUUCUUUAAUUUUGUACUUCAAGCAUUGUCUUCUUGCUUUACAGUAAAGCCCUCACUCCAGGAAUUGAAUGGCAAUCUGUUCAGGAAGCGCUAACGCUGAAGUCAUUAUCCCGCUGAUGACUUUUUAUUUGCAGUACUGGCAUCAUGAGUUUCUCGUUUGGGAUCCUGACAAGUGUGAUGGAGUCUCCAGGAUUUCGCUCCCUGUGAACAAACUCUGGACUCCAGAUAUCAUCAUCUAUGAGUUGUACGUUUCCUUUUGCGCGUCUACCCACCCACUUCCGCCGUCCAGCGUUGACGACGACGUCUCCCAAGCUUGUCCGUAUGUCUACAUCAACCACACAGGUCACAUUCGUUGGGACAGGAUGCUGCGUCUCGUCUCAGCCUGCAACCUGGAGAUCUUCAGUUUUCCUUUUGAUGUGCAGAAUUGCACUUUUACCUUUGGCUCCUACAUGCACACCAUACGUGACGUGAGGGUUAGCCCAGCGCUGACCUUCGAGGAGAUGUCUGGGAACUCGAAGCGUUACCUGGAAGCCAGUGGAGAGUGGGAACUGGUGGACAUACUAGGAGAAACCUCCAUCCUGCAGUUUGGGAUUGACGAAUGGGACAUAAUUACUUUUUGGGUGGUGAUAAAGCGACGUCCAGUGCUCUACGUGGUCAACCUGCUCAUCCCCAGCUCCUUCCUCAUGCUCAUUGACAUCCUGUCAUUCUACCUGCCUCCCCACAGCGUGGACCGGGCCUCCUUCAAGAUGACCCUCAUCUUGGGCUAUACCGUCUUCCUGCUCAUCAUGAAUGACCUACUGCCCAGCACCGCUAAUGGAACACCCAUCAUAGGUAUCUACUUCUCAGUGUGUCUUGCCCUAAUGGUGAUCAGCCUGCUGGAGACCGUCGUCAUUACGAACGUUCUCCACAACAACUCCAUGAAACAUCUAGAGGUCCCACGCUGGGUGAGGGUGGUGGUGCUUCAACAUGUCGCCAACCUCAUCUGUUACCGCUGGCAAGAGGAGCCACAGCCUCCCUCAGUGAUUCAGGAAAAAUCUUCUGAAGCACCGGGUCCAAUCACCCAAUCCGAAAGCAGGACUUCGGCCGAAAACCCAAUCAGCAAUGAAGGCACUGCCGCAAUGGCCGAGCUCCAGCAGAUCUGUCAGCACCUGAGCGAGCUCCGUGCUUACCUAACUUCCAUGCAGAAGGAGAAUGAGCUGCAAGAGCAAUGGUGCCACGUAGGUUACGUCCUGGACUUCCUGCUCUUCCGCAUCUAUCUCCUGCUCAUCUCCUGCUACGCCCUGGUCAUCAUCUCCAUGUGGUGCAUCUGGAUCAGCCCAGCUUAGCCACACACACACACACACACACACACACAAAAACACCUGAUGUUAAUAC